Molecule: messenger RNA, 1629 nt
Organism: Ostreococcus tauri
Lineage: Eukaryota; Viridiplantae; Chlorophyta; Mamiellophyceae; Mamiellales; Bathycoccaceae
Product: Regulator of chromosome condensation, RCC1
Exons: 1
Coding region: 1-1629 (542 amino acids)
Cellular component (GO): cytoplasm
Molecular function (GO): guanyl-nucleotide exchange factor activity
Source: RefSeq, a predicted model, not a curated record
AUGUCCAAGCGCGCGAGAGACGAUGAUUCGGACUCGGACGUCGUGGACGUCGGGUACGUCGGCCGUGGGCGCGGGACGUCGAUCGAGGGGCGGGUGAACGCGUACGCGGAACACGCGCGGGCGUUGAAUGUGCAAUUCUUGAAACACGUCGAACGAAAGAUCGCGCAGGAACCGACGGCGUUGUUGCUCAGCGCCGUGCGUGAUUACGCGAGGUACGCGCGAGAGAUACGAGAUGAGUUUCAGGACGUGCUCGCGCGCGAGGGAGCGAUGGAGGCGAGGGCGGAGACGGUGAGAGAACGCGCGAGCGGGACGGUUUUCGCGUGGGGGAACGGCGAUAGCGGACAGCUGGGAAUGGGCGGAGACGUGGACGAGAAGCGACGACCGGCGAGCGUGGAGUACGGUGUGAUGGAAAACGUGAAAGUGCUCUCGGUCGCGUGCGGAGGGACGCACACGAUCGCGCUGACGAGCGGUGGGACGUGCUUUAGCUGGGGUAACAACGACGGCGGAGCGCUGGGACGGAGAGUGGACAAGGAUAAGAAUCCCGAGGCGGAAUACGAACCGGGUAAGGUGGAACUUCCGCUGGACGUGAAAGUGCUCGCCAUCUCCACCGGGGACUCCCACGGGCUCGCGCUCGCGGAGAACGGGAGCGUGUACGCCUGGGGGGCGUUUCGCACGGCGAACGGCGAGUGGGCCUUCAAUCCGAAGACGCUCGACGCGAAGAAGACGAUGUUUCCGUUCCAGAUUUACACGCCCAAGACGCAAAAGGAGCGCGUGAAGGCCAUCGCGAGCGGCGUCGAUCACGCGCUCGCUCUCACGCAAGAGGGUGGAGUGUACUCCUGGGGUAGCUCAGAGAAGGGUCGAUUGGGACGAUUCGCAGAGAGCGAAGCCGAGAACAAUGAAGAGGCGGGCGACGAGCUCAAACGUCGACUCCUCACCCCAGGGCGAGUGUCAUUUCCGACGAGCGGCGGCGCCGCCAUCGGGUCCGCGUUCGGGGGCGAACCGGUGAUGACGGCCAUCGUCGCCGGCGAUUUCCACUCCUUCGCGAUUUCCGCAAACGAAGACGGCUCGAAGAGCACCGUCUACGGAUGGGGUCUGUCCAACUGCAACCAGCUCGGAAUUUUCGACACCAACCCCGAUCUGCGCGGUGAUCAGCAAGUGACGUAUUUCCCGAAACGCGUCGACUGCCUGAGUGGAAGGCGCAUCGUCUCCGGCGACGCCGGGACGCAUCACUCUAUAUUCUUAACGGGCGACGGCAAGGUCAUCUCCGUCGGUCGCUGGACGGACGGCCGAUGCGGCGUGCGAGUCGCCAAUGCUGCCGUCGACGGUCAAUUAGAUGAGCCCAGGGAGAUCGAGGACCUGCCCGGUAGGGUGGUGAAGAUCACGUGCGGAGGUACCAACGGCGGGGCCAUCCUCGAAGACGGCCACGCGUACGUAUGGGGUUCGCAGUACAUGGGACAACUCGGUCUCGGCCCUCGCGAAGAAGACGCGCACUUGCCAGAAAAGUUGCAGUACACCAAACCCAUGGCUGGCAAGGUGUUCUCAGAGAUCGGUUUCGGCGGCCAGCACGCGGCGGCUGUUUUGGUCGACGAGACGGAGGCGGGCCGCGGGAGCAAGCGCGCUCGCGCUUAG